Molecule: messenger RNA, 681 nt
Organism: Carlito syrichta (Philippine tarsier)
Lineage: Eukaryota; Metazoa; Chordata; Mammalia; Primates; Tarsiidae
Product: serum response factor-binding protein 1-like
Exons: 1
Biological process (GO): maturation of SSU-rRNA
Cellular component (GO): nucleus; 90S preribosome
Source: RefSeq, a predicted model, not a curated record
AGCCUUUAAAGAUGCAAGACAAAAUGUUGCUGAAGUUGAGUCACCAAAAAAUGCCUUAGAAGAAAAUCAUUCUACGGACACAUUGUGUUCAGGUGAUAAUGAAAGUAAGUUACGUCAUGAAGGAACUAUUAGUAGUGAGCAAAAAAUGAAGUAAUCCAAAAUAUCUGCAAAGAAACCAAUAAAUAAUUCAAAGAAAAGAUUGGCCAAGAUGGAACAUGGACCCAAAGCAGUGGACAUUCCAAAUUCUCCAUCUCAGCCUUCAAAUAAUGAUCCUGUGGUUUCCUCUGAACCCAAGAAGACUUCUGCUGACCCAAAACUGAAAACAGUAAGUCAAUCCAAAAGAAAGAAAAGGUCUGGUAGCAGUGAUGGCGAAGAAGAAUUACAUGAAGAGGAGUAUUUUGAUGAUAGCACAGAAGAAAGGUUUUACAAACAGUCUUUCAUGUCCAAGGAAGGUGAUGGUGAUGACUUCUUCAUUGGGAAAGUCAGAUGGACACGAGAGAAGGAUAGUAGUUGUCAUUCUCCUGUUAAGGAACAGAAACCUCUCCAAAAAUUGUUACACAAAGAAGAUACACAUGAAACUCAUUGGGAUAUAAGAAGUGACAAAAAUAAGCAAAGUACAGAUGCCAGGAAGCUAGAGUCAGUGUUGUUUCACACUUUAUCUGAAUCUAAAGGCUCUAGAAG